AUGGACGAUGACGAAUUUCCUCGACGUGCGGGGAUGCCUGAUAUGACCAAGUCCAUGGUGAGUGGGAAGGCAAACCCUGUCAAGUUUGUGCGUGCUCGCGCAGGCAAAGGAGCCGUAUCCCACUACGGCGUUCGUCGUACAAGGUCUGCAGAGCAAGCCUAUGAUACGUCGGGGACAGAAGCUCGGCGUCAGCAGGCCUCUAUGCACAAAGCCAAGUCACUCCCAGAAUCGCAAAUUUUUUCCCUCCCAUCGUCGUCUUUCAAUGCGUCGUCUUGGGUGUCCUCUGGUGUAGCGCCACCUCUUGCUGGCCGGAACGUCGCAGGUAUCGGCCAAGGCUACAGCGGACGUACCAUUGAGCCCAAACGGACAGCUCUGAUCAUGCCUGGCCAGGGAUCCCAAUACAUUACCAUGGCACAGGACCUAUACCAAGCUUAUCCUGCCGCCCGAGGCAUCUGGGAAGAGGCAGAAGAUGCAAUCACCUCUUUCAUUGAAGGAAAGGAGGUACGUGGCAUGCCGGACAGUCCCAUGCGAGCUGCCUUCGAGGAUGUGCUACGCCAGGGACAGAGUCUGAAUGCCGCUGUGACACCACGAGGCAUCAAAUAUGAGCCUGGUUGGCUUCGUAAGGCUGUCUUUCAAGGAUCCCAACUGGACCUCACGCGAAGUGAAAUGGCCAUGCCUGCGAUCCUCACAGCCACACUCUCGUUUUUGUCCGUUUUACGACAUGAACUGGGCAUGGAUGUAGUCCGUGACCACGUACAAUGGGCUGCUGGGCAUGGAUCUGGCGUGUACGCUGCAUUGGUAUCUACUGGCUCCCUAUCCAAAUUCGAUGCGUGGAGAGCUGUUCGGUACCGUGGCUUGGCUGCUAUGAAAUGCUUGCAAGAUCAUCCCGUGCUCUUCCCCUCUGGAAGUCAGCGACCUGCCAAUCUCUACGAGACAUGGGCUUUCGCCAACAUGUCUUUCGGGAAAGGACGUGCGUUGCAGGUCGACGAAGACGGCAAUCCUAAGCCUGUCCACGAAAAUACAUGGCGUGGGACGCAAAUUAGUGCUGUGGUAUUGCGGUACGGCCAGCUACAGAAUGCGCUAGAAGAAGUGAAGGCUGUCCAGGCAGACAUCCAACAAGGCGCUGUCCCUGGUAUCUCGCCGGAGGAAUUUGUGGCUACAUCGAACAUCAAUUCCGAGGUUCAAAUCGUUGUGGCUGGGACUAUUGUGGGUGUGAACUAUGCCUGUGAUCGCUUGCGAUACAAGGGCUAUGGCGCCCGGGCUGUGAAUGUCCCCGUAUCGGGGCCAUACCAUACCUCCUUCGUGCACUCGGCCACAGAACAGUACAGCGAUGUGAUCAAAUAUCUUCCUAUCGAGCUGCCAUCCGAUCAUAUGCGUGUGGUGUCGUCCGUGGAUGGCAGCAUUCUUACAUCUGAAGAGGCCAUCCGGCAUGACCUAUCGGUGGCGCUGAGCGAGCCUGUGCGCUGGCUGGAUACCAUCAAUACCCUGGUGCAACAGGGCGUACAGCGCUUCGUCUGUCUCGGUCCGGGGCGGGCGAUCGCGCAGCAACUAAGCAAGGAACUUGCCCUACGAGAACGUGCCCAGCGACGCAAGAACCCUGGCCAGCAACAAACUGCUGGCACCUUGGAUGAUGAGCCAUCUCCGUUUGAGGUGUGGAGCGUGACAACGGCAGAGGGUGUAGCGCAGCUGGUAACAGCGCUACAGAAGGUCCCGCCUACUAGUCCCUAG
Messenger RNA from Malassezia pachydermatis, 1728 nucleotides. Its product is annotated as malonyl -acyl carrier protein transacylase. Gene Ontology annotation, biological process: fatty acid biosynthetic process. The coding region runs from base 1 to 1728 and encodes 575 amino acids. Lineage: Eukaryota; Fungi; Basidiomycota; Malasseziomycetes; Malasseziales; Malasseziaceae. The transcript has a single exon. Gene Ontology annotation, molecular function: [acyl-carrier-protein] S-malonyltransferase activity; fatty acid synthase activity. Gene Ontology annotation, cellular component: mitochondrion; fatty acid synthase complex. The record is from RefSeq and is a predicted model, not a curated record.